Hevea brasiliensis (rubber tree) is the source of this 1436-nucleotide messenger RNA. Its product is annotated as protein CHAPERONE-LIKE PROTEIN OF POR1, chloroplastic. The transcript has 5 exons. Bases 314 to 1168 code for a protein of 284 amino acids. Lineage: Eukaryota; Viridiplantae; Streptophyta; Magnoliopsida; Malpighiales; Euphorbiaceae. Gene Ontology annotation, cellular component: chloroplast membrane. The record is from RefSeq and is a predicted model, not a curated record.
UAUCGUAUUAAUAGACUAAACAUUCGGUGGGGGCGAUGCACCAUCGCCGGCGCAUCCAUCACCAAUAGGGGAGGCUCCCAAUCGCAUCAGACCCAUAACCCAGUUCGCGCUUCAAUUAAGCAGCAGGGUUUUAGUGUUUUCUAAGCCUUCCCUGUCCUCCUACUGUGUUAGCGCCAGGUCGGAUAUCAAUCUAACAGCCCUCGCAAUUACCAGAUUAUAUCUAUAUAGUCUCUACUUUAUCUCUAAUUCCUCUUUAUCAGCGGUUCUGUGACUGCUGACAUUGGUUUGAGUUCCCUUUUGUGGCAGUGUCAAGAUGACUGUAUCUGGACUAACUGGUAGUCCCUCAAGGUGUUGUCCCCGGGUACCAGUGAAUGGCUUAGGCUCAUUUUGCAGGCCAAGGUCUGCUUUUCCUAUUGCUGGAGAACCUAAAGAUAAACUAAACUUUCUCCGUCUAGAUAGAUGUUAUUGGUUUGGUUCUGUAAAAGGAUGCAAUGCAAAGCAAACUCUCCUGGUCAAGUGUGCAAUGGAUGCUUCCUAUGGUGGUGACAUGACAAAUGAUCAACCUGUUGUUUUUCCUAGAAUUCAUGUGAGGGACCCAUACAAACGGCUUGGGAUCAGCAGGGAGGCUUCUGAAGAUGAAAUUCAAGCUGCAAGGAACUUCCUUAUACAUAAAUAUGCUGGGCACAAACCCAGUGUGGAUGCAAUUGAAACUGCUCAUGACAAAAUAAUCAUGCAGAAGUUUUAUGAUAGGAAGAACCCAAAAAUUGACAUUCGGAAAAAGGUUAGGGAAAUAAAGCAAUCCCGAGUUGUGUUGGCUAUUGCAAGCAGGUUUCAAACUCCAUCGACACUUGUCAUCAUUAAAACAUCAAUUGCAUUUUUAGUACUUGGAGUUCUCACUGUCCUCUUUCCAACUGAAGAAGGUCCAACCCUACAGGUAGCCAUUUCCUUAAUGGCUACUAUAUAUUUUAUAUAUGAUCGGCUGAAGAGUAAAAUCAGAGCCUUUCUUUAUGGUGCUGGAGCUUUUAUUUUCUCAUGGCUGUUGGGAACGUUCUUGAUGGUAUCUGUGAUUCCACCACUGCCUUUCAUUAAAGGACUAAGGAGUUUUGAAGUUACUACUUCAUUGGUAACUUAUGUGCUACUUUGGGUUUCAUCUGCCUAUCUGAAGUAGUGCCAAUUUUCUCCUAGUACUAGAUCCCAUUGCAAGAACUCAGUUUUGUUGUGACUUGUGAAUGGUCAGUGGUUCAUCAAUCUUGCCUUGUUGCUUUAAGUUGCAUCGUCUUCCUAACUGUAGCAUCGUUGAGCAUGUUAAAUUUUUCGUGAAUGUUCCAUUAGGAAGAAAAGAUUCGUGGAAAUGACUGUUUUGCUCUUUAGAGAAAGGAUGUAAAACUAGAUGAAAGUAAAAGAUGAAUUUAUGCAUUUAUUUCAUGUUUCUUGCA